Molecule: messenger RNA, 1854 nt
Organism: Myotis brandtii (Brandt's bat)
Lineage: Eukaryota; Metazoa; Chordata; Mammalia; Chiroptera; Vespertilionidae
Gene: DYRK4
Product: dual-specificity tyrosine-(Y)-phosphorylation regulated kinase 4
Exons: 13
Coding region: 5-1729 (574 amino acids)
Biological process (GO): peptidyl-serine phosphorylation; peptidyl-threonine phosphorylation
Cellular component (GO): nucleus
Molecular function (GO): protein serine/threonine kinase activity; protein serine/threonine/tyrosine kinase activity; ATP binding
Source: RefSeq, a predicted model, not a curated record
GAGAAUGACCCGAUUAUUGCAUAAGGAUACAAACACCAGCAUUACUUCACUCCCUUUUGUGGAUACCAAGGGGAAUAAAAACAUGGUUAACUUCCCACACAUCAGCCACAACAUCAUGCUGAAUCCACCUCUGCUGUAUACGGAGAAUCAAAAUCAGAAUCAGAUGCUGGCCUCUGAAGACAGGGCUUCAGAAAUGCCUUCCCUUUCAAGCGCCAACCCCCAAGAUCCCAAGUCCAAGGAGAAGCCACGAAGGAAGCAGAAGGUGCCUCUGACAGCGACAGAGGCCCUAAGGUGUUUUAGGAACGAACUGUCUUCUUAUGAGCAAAGUGAAAUCCUGGGCUACACAGAGCUGUGGUUCCUGGGGCUCAAAGCCAAGAAGCUCCACGUGGAUCCUGAGAAAUUCAGCAAGACGAGUUUUGAUGAUGAACAUGGCUCCUAUAUGAAGGUCCUGCAUGACCACAUUGCCUACCGCUACGAGGUUCUGGAGAUGAUUGGGAAAGGGUCAUUUGGACAGGUGGCCAAGUGCUUGGAUCACAAAAACAAUGAGUUGGUGGCUUUGAAAAUCAUCAGGAACAAGAAGAGAUUUCACCACCAGGCCCUGGUGGAGCUGAAGAUCCUGGACACUCUCAGAAGGAAGGACAAGGACAACACCUACAAUGUGGUGCACAUGAAGGACUUUUUCUACUUCCGCAACCACCUCUGCAUCACCUUCGAACUCCUGGGAAUCAACUUGUAUGAGUUAAUGAAGAAUAAUAGCUUUCAAGGCUUCAGUCUGUCAGUAGUUCGGCGCUUCACCCUCUCUGUUUUGAAGUGUUUACAAAUGCUUUAUCUAGAGAAGAUCAUUCACUGUGAUCUCAAGCCUGAAAAUAUCGUGUUACACCAGAAGGGCCAAGUCUCUAUUAAAGUUAUUGACUUUGGAUCAAGCUGUUAUGAGCAUGAGAAAGUGUACUCGUACAUCCAAAGCCGGUUCUACCGAUCGCCAGAGGUGAUUCUGGGCCAUCCCUACAACAUGGCCAUUGACAUGUGGAGCCUGGGAUGCAUCAUGGCUGAACUGUACACGGGCUACCCACUGUUCGCCGGGGAGAAUGAAGUGGAGCAGCUGGCCUGCAUCAUGGAGGUGCUGGGCCUGCCACCAUCUCACUUCAUUCAGACGGCCUCCAGGAGACAGACAUUCUUUGAUUCCACAGGUUUUCCUAAAAAUAUAAUUAACAAUAGCGGGAGAAAAAGAUACCCGGAUUCCAAGGAUCUCACGAUGGUGCUGAAAACCUACGACUCCAGGUUCCUGGACUUUCUCAGAAGGUGUUUAGUAUGGGAACCUUCUCUUCGCAUGACCCCUGACCAGGCUCUCAAGCAUGCUUGGAUUCAUGAUUCACGGAAUCUCAAAACAUGGCCCAGGCUCCAGACCCUGAGGAAACUCAAUCUCCCUUUAUCCUCUGAGGCAAGAAAAGACAAGGUUCAAGGGCAUCACCAUUUGGAUAAAAAAGCAGAUGUGAUUAUCAAAGAGACCAUACACAAAAUAAAAGAUGGCACCACCAAGCAGUUUCAAAAUUCAGGUGAUCAGCAGGGCUCUCUCCAGCAUGCUGCUGAAGUUGUCCAGCUGCCUCACCUAGCAGAAGCUUCCAGUAAACCAGAGGCAGUUGUCAGGCCAGAGGAGUCCAAGACCUCCACAGAGCAACAAAGCAAAAACUCCUCCCCCAAGAACACAAGCAUUUUACCACCUAUUGUAUGACCUCUGCUGAGGGCGUGUCCUGUUCCUUUUCACCAAUGAUUUGUAUUAGAGACCACACUUAUAUUGUACAAUACAUAAGAUUGUUGUUUUUAAUGCAUAAAGGUUUGUUUAAAAAACAAAACAAA